AUCUAUUCUGCAUAAGUUGGAGGAAAGAUCUAUUUCAGCAGCAAACGCAAUUCUGAUAUCAGAGCAGAGAGAGAGAUGGAGAGUGUUCUCUCAGUGAAGAUUUGGGCAAUGUUGGCUCUGGUUCUUCUGGCAUCCAGUGUGAGUGAAGGACGGAUCCUGAGUAAAUGUGAACUGAAGGCCCAACUGGAGGCAGCUCUGGGAGCUGUGCCUGGAAAUAUGAACGUGCCUGUAACUACAGCCGGAAGUUUACCUGGAAAUCUGACCGAAAGUGUGGUUGGAAAUUCAGGUUUGCCUGCAAAUGUAACCGGAAGUGUGGCUGGAAAUACGACCAGAACUGUGGCUGGAAAUACGAGUGUGCCUGUAACUAUAGCCGGAAGUUUACCUGGAAAUCUGACUGGAGGUGUGGUUGGAAAUAUCAUCAGAAAUCUCACAGCCACAAUUGUCUGUACGGUGGAACGCACUUCAAAGUUUGACACCAGCCUUGUCAAAACCAUCAAGAUGAGCCACCAUUCCGCCAAACCUCCAGGCAAACCACAAGUCCAAUCCAUUUCCAAACCAAAUGGACCCCCUUCUGGUCGGCCAAAUGAAAAACCAGACAGAAGUCCUGGUAAACCAUCUAUGGGCCGCCCAGGUGGACGGGGAAAAAGAUCGCAUGGCAAGUUCGGUGGCAGUUCAGGCGAGUCUUCAGAGGAAGUGACGGGCGCAGCUGGUAUUACCAUUAAACUGUUCGGCAUCUUCCAGCUGAGCGAUGUCGUGGCUUGUGAUUCCGGAUCAAACCCAAGCCUGAACGUCUGCGGCAUGAACUGCAGAGCUCUGAUUGAUGAUGACAUCAGGGAUGACAUUGCCUGCCUGAAGACCCUGAUGGACUCACUGAACAAUGUCACGGUUCUUCCACCUCCCCACAAGAUGAUGUUGGAUUUGCUGAGCAUGGAGGAGUGUCGCUCUGUCAAUGCCACACAGUACUUUGCAGAGUGUGUCUAAACGUUCCUCAGACGCUCUUCUGUUCUACUGUAUGCAGCACCUGGAAAAUGUUCUCAAAUAACCACAAUCAAAUCUCACAAUCUCUGCUGCUUCAUGUACAAUAACAUACACAAGUAAAAUUGUUUAUGAAAGAG
Xyrauchen texanus (razorback sucker) is the source of this 1115-nucleotide messenger RNA. RefSeq lists its product as uncharacterized. The coding region runs from base 76 to 981 and encodes 301 amino acids. The record is from RefSeq and is a predicted model, not a curated record. The transcript is spliced from 6 exons. Lineage: Eukaryota; Metazoa; Chordata; Actinopteri; Cypriniformes; Catostomidae.